Molecule: messenger RNA, 2675 nt
Organism: Pseudogymnoascus destructans
Lineage: Eukaryota; Fungi; Ascomycota; Leotiomycetes; Thelebolales; Thelebolaceae
Gene: SPE3
Product: putrescine aminopropyltransferase
Exons: 4
Coding region: 11-1150 (379 amino acids)
Biological process (GO): spermidine biosynthetic process
Cellular component (GO): cytosol
Molecular function (GO): spermidine synthase activity
Source: RefSeq, a predicted model, not a curated record
GGCUCUUAGCAUGCAACCUACGGAUUUGGGUGGCAUUAACCGCAAUCGGCGAUGGUAUUUGGCGGUGAGCGUUGUUCUGCCACAAAAAUUCUCCCCGCACCUACAAGCGACCAUGGCACAAACAAAUCAACCUCAACCUAGCUUGGGUACUAAAAGGUCAAUCACAAUUGCUACCAAAUUACUAUCACGAUUUAGGCCCUACUCCUGUCGCCCUUUACCAUAUCCAUCGAAGAGUAUUUCUCUGGCAAAACCUUUUUCUCACUCAAGCUUCAAGAUGUCUGAAAUCACUCACCCCACCAUCAAGGAUGGAUGGUUCCGCGAGAUCUCCGACAUGUGGCCCGGACAGGCCAUGACCCUCAAGGUCAAGAACGUCCUCCACCACGAGAAGAGCAAGUACCAGGAUGUCCUCAUCUUCGAGUCCACCGACUACGGCACCGUUCUCGUUCUCGACAACGUCAUCCAGUGCACCGAGAGGGAUGAGUUCGCAUACCAGGAGAUGAUCACCCACUUGGCGAUGAACUCUCACCCAAACCCCAAGAAGGUCUUGGUCAUCGGUGGUGGUGAUGGUGGUGUCCUCCGUGAGGUCAUCAAGCACGACUGUGUUGAGGAGGCCGUCCUGUGCGACAUUGAUGAGGCCGUCAUCCGUCUCUCAAAGAAGUACCUUCCAGGAAUGGCCAUCAGCUACCAGCACCCCAAGGUCAAGGUCCACGUUGGAGAUGGCUUCAAGUUCCUCGAUGACUACAAGAACGAGUUCGACGUCAUCAUCACUGACUCCUCUGACCCCGAGGGACCCGCCGAGAUGCUUUUCCAGAAGCCAUACUUCCAGCUUCUGUUUGGAGCUCUCAAGGAGGGUGGCGUUAUUUCUACGCAAGCUGAGAACCAGUGGCUCCACCUGCCAUUGAUCACCAAGCUCAAGAAGGACUGCAAGGAGGUCUUCCCAACCGUCGAGUACGCCUACACUACCAUCCCCACCUACCCCUCGGGCCAGAUCGGCUUCAUGAUCUGCUCCAAGGACGCCACCCGCGACAUGAAGACCCCGCUCCGUAGCUUCACCGCCGAGCAGGAGGACUCGCAGCUCCGCUACUACAACGCGGAUAUCCACAAGGCCAGCUUCAUCCUGCCCACCUUCGCCCGCAAGGCGCUCCAGUAGAGCAGGAUAGGAGGAGGGCAUGAUUAUGAUUUGACGAUAUCGAGGAGGAUAUAUUACUGGCUGUUGGGUGUGAUUGCGCCAUCCUGAUAGCCAGUUUUGGCGUCGCUUUGAUGGGCAGGUCUUCGUCCGCAGCGUCGGGUAGAUAUCAUACUUUGACUAAGCGGGAUGAAAGCAAUAUUAGAGUUCUCUCCCAAGAGCAUCUUGUGAUUCCGAGUUCGCUGCCAUCAUAUAUGUUAUAGUAAUAUUGAUACAAUCGGGACGCUACAGGACACGAUAGCAGAACAGCUAUCGGUCACCCACAUCGGCUCCUGCGGUCGCUCCGACUCAGGGUGAUGGGAGGAAGGAGGGGUAGGAUGGGGAAGUUGGGGCGGCCUAUGGGGCCUAGGUGGGGGAAGACCCUGUGUCGGAGGGGACUCGGGCAUGGCCCUUCGUGUGGGGUCACUUCGACCCUUCGUCUCUCAUGGUGGUAGCUGCUUGUUGCGACACCGGUGAGACGUUUGGGAAGGGUGACUCCUGCAAGGGUUACGGUGGUGAGUGCGCCCUGGCUCGGAGGGUAUUUAGUUUAGAGUCGCAGAUAGUAACGACUCUGUUUCUUCCGCUUUGUCUUUCCUUCCGUGAUCGUAGUUUUGUUCCUCUCCCGUCUCCCAUGCUGUAACCCAUCCGAGUAGUUCUCGAGGUGGACCUGGUAACUCUGGGUAUUCUGUGUGAAACUCUCUGAGUUUAUGGGGAGAGUUCAUGAAGUUCGACGCUGGGUACCACUCCGGGUCCGGAUCGUAUCCGACCCAACUAACCCGGUAUUGUAGUUGCUUCCAGCGGAGCCUUACAGCAAGGAUCUUUUCCACUUCCCAUCCUCUAUGCUGUCUAUCACUUCGCUGCUAGGCUCAGGCGGAUCCUGACCAGGUAGGGGGUUGUUCGGAUCCUUCAUGAGGACGUCUGGUGAGAACACAUCGUGUAUUUGAGAACCGGUAGGUAGUUCCAAUCGAAACGCGUGCCCAAUCCGUUCCAACACCGUAUAUGGUCUGACCCAUUGUUGGCCCAACUUGCGGCUAGGGCGAGAGUUUUUCAAAUUUUUGGUCGAUAGGUACACCCUAUCUCCUACGUCCCAGUCGAUGGCCCUUCAGUGUCGAUUCACGUGCUUAGACAUUUCCUCUUGUGCCUUUGCCAUGUUUUCCUUUGCGUGGACCCAUGCGGUAUGCAUUCGGACUGCAACCGCCUUGGCUUCCUCUCGGUUUAGGGUCUCCCGGGGGUUGGUGCUUGUCAGAGUAUUCCAAUCCCAACUCGUACGCGGAUCGGUUCCGUACUUGAGUCGGUAGGGGGUCAUGCCAAUGGAUGCGUGGGGGAGUGUCAUUUGCACGCGGUCCAUUAUGGGGAUGAGUUUGCUCCAGUUAUCCUGGUAAUGGGAUACGAAAGGCCUCAGUCUCUGAUCGAUGUAUCGGUUCAUGAUUUCCGUCUGUCCGUCGGUCUGCUUAUGAUAGGCAGUCGACAGCUUAAUGUCAUACUGACAUUCGUUGCACUCAGUUUGCUA